Daucus carota subsp. sativus is the source of this 1030-nucleotide messenger RNA. RefSeq names its product agamous-like MADS-box protein AGL62. Gene Ontology annotation, molecular function: protein dimerization activity; DNA-binding transcription factor activity, RNA polymerase II-specific; RNA polymerase II cis-regulatory region sequence-specific DNA binding. Gene Ontology annotation, biological process: positive regulation of transcription by RNA polymerase II. Lineage: Eukaryota; Viridiplantae; Streptophyta; Magnoliopsida; Apiales; Apiaceae. The record is from RefSeq and is a predicted model, not a curated record. The transcript has a single exon. The coding region runs from base 378 to 1016 and encodes 212 amino acids.
AAUUACAUUGAUAAAAGUUCAUGCAUAUCAGAUCACAUAUCAAUGACAUUGGUGUUUACCUGAAAUGUGAUUAAUAUCAUCACUGUUGAAAUUAAAUGAUCUGACAAGCAAAUGUCUUAUAGGAUAAUUACAAUGCCAACUAAGACACAAUUAAUUCCAUCAGAUCCAAUAUUAAUACUAAGAUUUUUAUAACUCCCAAAUCAUUGCAAAAAAUCUUCACAUAAAGAAGUAAAAAUUAAAAAUCAUGUGGUAUAAUUUUUUUGCCAGGCUAUAAAGUUAUUUGCAAGACCUCUAUAAAUUGUCUGGUUUUUCGAUUACCAAUAUUUGUUUCCUCCAGAGAGAUUAGUAUUCAUCUCUCUCUCUCUCUCUCUCUAACAAUGGCGAAGAAGCCAAGCUUGGGGCGCCAAAAGAUCAAAAUUGCGAAGAUAGAGAGAAAGAAUAACUUGCAAGUUACCUUCUCAAAGCGGCGAUCUGGCCUAUUCAAGAAAGCAAGUGAACUUUGCACGCUUUGUGGCGUUGAGAUUGCUAUUAUAGUCUUCUCUCCUGCUGGAAAAGUGUUUUCAUUCGGCCACCCUAAUGUUGAAUCAAUCAUUGAUAGGUUUUUCACCCGAAACCCCCCUCUCAAUUCCAAUUCCACUCUCCAUCUAGUUGAGGUUCACCGCAAUGCUAGCGUACGUGAACUCAAUUUCCAGCUCACACAAAUUCUUCAUGAGCUAGAAUCCGAGAGGCAAGGAGGCGAGACGCUGGAUCAGAUGAGGAAAGCUAGCCAGGGCCAGUUCUGGUGGGAAUCUCCUGUCGAGAAAUUAGCGUUGCAUGAGCUGGAACAACUGAGGGAUUCCAUGGAAGAGCUGAAGAGGAAUGUGACAGAUCAAGCUAACAAGAUUUUGGUUGAGAAUGUGAAUGCCUUGCCACUUUUGGGUGAUAAUGCAUUGAGGAGUUUUGAUCAGUUUGAGGCCAAGCCUGCAGAACUGAAUGUUUCAAACAAUUUUGGUUAUGGUACUGUUGGAUUUUUUUGAUUGUUUUUACAGCU